AUGCCGUACCGAUUCGAGCACCCUUACUUGAUCCACCCGGCCACCCUGGACUGCGCGCUGCAGACGAGUUUACUGGCCCUGGCGCCGGCCGGCACGGCGGUCGAGAUGCCCAGGAGUAAGAGCGACUUGCUGUACGACAUAUAUCGCCCGGUGCUACGAGCACAUGCAGCCUACAUGGACAAGCUGGCACACAAGGACCCACCCGACACUGCCCAGUUCCGGUGCUGCUGUCUGCGUAUCGCCCGUGAUUUUGCCACAGGAUGGGACGAGCUGUGCCUGCUGGCGCAAAUGAGACGGAGGAAAUCCGCCUGCGACACCAUUGUCAGAGAAGUUACCGCCGGACUUGUGCGAGAGGACGAGAAGCAGCAAAACAUUGUUGUGUGGCACAGGCCACCCGACCCACCUGUAGAGUAG
Molecule: messenger RNA, 414 nt
Organism: Grosmannia clavigera kw1407
Lineage: Eukaryota; Fungi; Ascomycota; Sordariomycetes; Ophiostomatales; Ophiostomataceae
Exons: 3
Coding region: 1-414 (137 amino acids)
Source: RefSeq, a predicted model, not a curated record